Apiotrichum porosum is the source of this 6522-nucleotide messenger RNA. RefSeq lists its product as uncharacterized. The coding region runs from base 1 to 6522 and encodes 2173 amino acids. The record is from RefSeq and is a predicted model, not a curated record. Gene Ontology annotation, biological process: TORC2 signaling. The transcript has 17 exons. Lineage: Eukaryota; Fungi; Basidiomycota; Tremellomycetes; Trichosporonales; Trichosporonaceae. Gene Ontology annotation, cellular component: TORC2 complex.
AUGGCGUUCAACGCACGGGGGAGCCCUGCGCGCCCGAGCAUAGAGCACCUCAGCUCUAGUGUCAGCACAGGGUUCGCAGAGGACGACAACGCGGACUAUGGCGGGGAGACUGUCGAGUCGCUCAUGCAGAAACUCGCUAUCGAGCGACGUGUACACUAUGGAGCUGAGAAGAUGCUUGACGUCAUCGAGAAGCGCGGAGAUGGUGCACAAGUCAAGGCGCGCAUCACAGCACAGCUGGAAGCUGCCAACGAGCACAUCAAGGUGUUGGAAGCCAAGCUGGAGAAAUUGCGAGGUGGAAGCUCACAGAAUCCACAACGGCGGCGCAGGCCAGCGCGACUGAACGGUUUCGGCGCCAGCUCUGGCCUCUCGACGUCCACCACGUCCACACUCCUAUCCACUGGUCUGGGCAUUGGAAGGCGGCGUGGCCCAGACUCUGACCGGUCGCCGCACUCCACACCAUCGCGCACGUCGCAUGCGUCGCACUUGUCAGGACAACAGAGCGACUCGCCGUCCCCAUCUCCCGCCGACCGGACUCACGCAGGAGCGCGCUUCCUCGAUCCGGAGGCAAGCGACAGCGACGACGACGAGAGCGUGGUCGCUCUCCGUGGUACGGUUGGAGCUACAUUGUCGCGUCUACGUGAUCUAGGCCGAGCCACGACCAGCAAUGGCAAUGGCAAGGGGAAAGAGCGGGAAACGGAGGUCGGCGACGACGACGACGAAGAAGCGUGGGAUGCCAUGACCCGCCUUGCGGACGCAUUCAAAAAGUCGCCCUCGUUGCUCAAGCACGUUGACACACACGAAGUGCUCCAGUGCACGCUUCCAUUCCUCGCCGACUCGGCGACAAGUCGUCAGCGUACAGCAGGGUACCGACUGCUCCGGUACAUGGUUCUGAGGAGGACAUGGGGACGAAUGAUCAACGCGGGGGUGGAGUGGGUCAUCAUUCGGACGUUCACGCGUGAUGCUAAAGCCGUUCACGAGCGGGAGGCUGCAUUGCGACUGCUACGCGACGUCAUUGUCCUUCCACCACCCACCCCAAGAGACAUGGAGUGUCUUCGUGAUCCAAACCCCGACGCGCCCCCAGACCCUGUGGCUGAGCUUCUCACUCACCGCGUGCCCCUCCGACCGGGGCUGGUGCGCGCGAUAGUGAGCGCAGCCGAGAACCCCGACGACGCAAUGCACACUGUCUGCUUGGAGACACUGGUGGAAGUUGCGCUUCUCGAUCUGGAGUGUCUCCUCCGUGCCGAUGCCUUUCGCGUCGUUCUCAAUGCGUUCAAGGACGGCCCCUUCGAGCUCGGUUUAGGCAUGACUGGUUGUCUGACCUUCCUCGUCAACAAGCCACAUACCCGCGAGCUCCUCAUCCCAGGUUCCGACUUUGAGACUGUCCUUGUCGGCUUGACAGAAGAGUAUGGCAAGAUCCCUUCUCGCCAGAUGCAGCGGCACCUGGACAAGCUCGAUACGUGUGUACGCAAUGUCGGUAUGCUGCUCGGCUCUUGGUCCGGGUUGAUCUACAUGUGUAUGGACGAAUGCCGGGCCGUCAAGAGUCUCAUCUCGUCGCUCCACGUCCCCAUGGGCGAGAUGCGCAACGCCUUGCUGGAUCUCUUCUUCUCGGCCUUCCGCAUCAAGGCACCAUCCUGGACUAGCGCGUUCCUCGACGGCCGUCGACUGACAGUCUACAACCGAACGUUUGACGCCACCACCCAGCUCCAGGAGAACACCGACGAGGACGAGAUGCCGUCUCGACUGAGCAUUGUGGACAACUAUGUGGCGUUCCUUCUCGCAGUCUUUAUUGAAGCGGGUCUUCUCGAGGCUCUGGUCAUGCUCAUCCAAGACGAGGCGUGUACUGAAACCGUUAGACGCAAGGCGACCCUUCUCCUGGGCGAGAUUCUGCAGCUCGCAAACCACACCCUGCCACUGCAGUAUGCGGCCCAAAUCCAAGCUCUCCCUCGGCUCUUCACUGGUGUAACCGACUUCUCCAAGCCGGGCGACCGUAAUUCCGCACUCUCGGCCUUGUCAUCUAUCGAUAGUUUGUUCCGCAACAACCGCAAACGCGGUCAGGCGAUUGGGCAACCACAUGGGCCUAUGGCAACUCGUAACGCGGUGCAGGAGUCGCUUCAGCGUAGCCAGCGCCAAGUCCAGCAGGUGAAGCUGCGUUUAGGUCUGCAAAUGGACGACAAGGCAUUUGGUCAGAUGAUUAACGACUCGGGGGUGUUAGUAUCUCGCGACCACACCAAGUGGAACUACGACGUGAUCAUGGAACUACUGCAGGGCCCUUUACUCAACCCCAAGCGUCUGGACGAGGUCAUCAAGGCCACCAAGUUCAUCCGCCGCAUCUUCUCCUUCCUCCACCCGUAUAACAACCGCUUCAGCAGCAUGAUCCGCACAAGGCCAAACCAUAAAUGGGUUCGCCUCGCUUGUGCGCUACUCACCACGAUGCUUGUCAACCCCGAGGGCCAGCGGUUCCUCGCUGAGGACAAGCUGCUGCGUCAAAUGGUCGAGUGCUUAUCCGAGCUGGAUCAGUAUGCAGGCCAGCCCAGCGCGUCGCCCGUGCUCGCCCGUGACCGCCUCGAGAACACCCUCACAUAUGGCUACUUUGAGAUGAUUGGUACCCUUACGAAACACCAGAAGGGUAUCCACUUCUACCAUUUGUGCGAGCUGCGCAGCCGCGAUGAUAUCAUCAAGCUCAUCAUCGAGUGCUUUGACUACUCGAUCGAUGCGCACCAGCGCAUCGUGCUCUCCAAGGCGCUCACCUCGAGCUACAUGGAGACUCGCCUUUUCGCAACACACCACCUGGGCCGUCUCCUGCAUGACGCACCCGACCUCACGGACUGGGCACUCCAGCUCCUUAUCACCCAGUUGUACGAUCCCGCCAUGGACGUGUGCGAGAUUGCCGUCAUGUUCAUGUCCACCUCUGCCGGUUUCAUGUACCUCCUCAAUGCUCAGUACAUCGACUACGAGCUUGAGAGCUGGUUGACUAACAUGCUCUACGUGAUCGAAGUCGAGACAUUUGUGUCCAAGACCAUCCGUCCGUUCGCAAAGGAGCAUCACGAGGAGUUUUGGGCGUACGAGGGUACAGCCCCAACGCACUUCUUUGGCGAGCUGUGCAAGACCUAUGAAGGUUGCCAGUACCUCCGUGAGAAGGGUCUUGUGCCCGAAUUCGCCGAGAUCAUCAGGCUCCACGGUAUGGAGGCGUCAGACCCACAGGUCUUGACCUCUGUCAAGGCCGCUCUUUGGACCAUGGGUCACAUUGGCUCCACGGAAGGUGGCCUCGCGUUCCUCGAGGAUGAGGAGAUUAUCGAGGUUAUUAUUGAAAUUGCCGAACAGUCGCCCAUUCUCACAAUGAAAGGAACCUGUUUCUUUGUCAUUGGCCUCAUCUCGUCAACUCAAAUGGGCGCCGAGAUCCUCGAGGAAUAUGGAUGGGUGUCGACUCGUACGCCGCUUGGACAGACCACGGGCUUGUGUCUCCCCAACGACAUUAGCCGCUUCGCCUACAUCGAGCCAUGGUCACGACACAAUGUUGACUCUGGUGUCCCGCCCCUGCCAGCUCUGAGUGGUCUCGAGGGCGACGUCAUGCACAUGAUCUCCAACCUGAGCAACUACGUCCUGGCGGCCGGAGCGAUGAACAAUCUCAAACGUGUGCGCAAUCGCCACCCACGCAUGUUCUCGAGUACAACCCUGUUCCAUCGCGCAAUGCGAGCCGUCUCGACCAACCACUUCCAGGCUCCUGUGAGGCGGUUCAUUCUCGAUCUGUUCGAUGUUGAGCUCGGACCGCAUACCCUCCCACGUCUCACUCACCUUGAGAAGGGGAGCUACGCGUACGCUUUUCUCAAGGAGAAAGGAGAAGCCUGUAACGACGAGGAUUGCAAGGACGAUGAACCCGACGAGGACGACAAUGACGUCGAGGCCGACACGCGCCGUCGUGCCCGCUCGUCGCCUGGUCCCGAGCCGUCGCGCACGUCAGGUCUUCGCAGGUCUCGUGGCCUGACUGUCAAUGACUUGACACCGUCUCGCGUGCCCACCGCACCGGUGCCGAUGGAUCCCCUCGACCCCCUGUCUCCUAGCGAUUCGAGCCCGCUUGGUAGCCCCCCACAUCGACCGUGGGCAGCGUUGUAUGCAGGAUCCAGCAGCGGACCCUCGACACCAACGGCACAGGAGCGUAAUGGAGGCGAGGACACGCCACCAACGAUCCGCCCACCACCAACCAAACCGUCAGCUCUGGCGGCUACCGCCUCGUCUCAGCAACAAGCUACCUAUUACGAGGGCAAUCCACAGGGUUACUACACCCAAGAGUCACAGGACGAACGCCCGUACCUCAAUGAGUCGUACCGCCCCGGCCUGGAGCUUUCUGGCUUUCCUCAGGCCAUGAGUGGCCCGCCACCCACCCCGUCCGGCAGUGGUGACCGCAAUGCCGCACCAAGCACUACAAACAACAGUGGCGCUGUCCUCGUCCCAGCUACUCAAAGCGCCUCAAGCACGACGAGCGCCCACCGCAACACAAGCCAGCCGGUCAAGGUUCCGGUUUCUGAAAAGGUCAUGGCAGCCGUGUCCCAGCUCGAGUCUCGCGUCCUCCAGCUGACUGAUGACGUCCGGGGCUAUGGAGAUUUACUGCACGGCGUCCGCGUGGGUGUUCAGGCUCUGCCAACAAGAGAGGAAGCCAAAGAGGAAAUCCGCGACAUCUUCACACACGCCCUACAGGAUUUCUUUGUCAACAUCACCGGCGCGGUCCGCGAGAUGGUCACUCCCAUUCCUGAAGCCACCGCCCAACUCGUUGCGGAGAAGAUCAAUGAGCUGGGACUAGCAACGAGACCUCAACCGCUGCUUCCUCCAGGUGAUAAGGCGACCACACCACUCAUUGAGCACCUCGUCGCUUCACUCCGCCCGGUCGAUGAGCUUAAGACCGCCAUCCAAGGAAUCCAGCACCUCCCAGAGGCCCUUCAAUCCGUUGCAGUCUUCCACCGAAGCAUGGAGCUCCUCCACCAUAAAUUUGACAAAGUCCAAGAGCCAGUCGUGUCAGUUGCGACACCGCAACAGCCCGACUUGACCGAUGUCCUGUCCCGCAUCGAGACCCGUUUGGCCGCCAUGGAAAAGCGACUGGACGCAACCCCCUCUCCUGCGGAGUUGAUGGAAACAAUGAAGGGUCUUUCGGACAACAUGGUCACUUUCCGCUGCGACAGUGCCGUUAUGGACGCAACACAAUCGCGUUUCACGCAGCUCGCCAACUCGGCUAUUCUCCUCCGUCAAGAUGCUCAAAGGUCUGAAGCUGCACGUUUAGAGCAAUCCAGGAGAGAAGAUUCUUCUCGAGCUUUCAACAACGCUUUCUCCAGUGGCAUUUCCAUGUUCCAGCCUUCAUACAACGGCUUCACCAUGCCCAUUACUGGGCCAUCAGUUACGCCCAACAACUUUCCAUCAUUCUCACAGCGCCACGGGUUUUCUCCAGCCCAAACUUACAUCCACCCGACCCCUCCACCUUCUGGUCCUAUGCGCUCUCUACCACUGCAGCCUGAGGGAUCUGGUGGCCAAAUGCUCCGCCCGUACACGAUUGUCCAUCCUCCCGUUAUCCAUGGCCCGCAACCGGAGCGCUUCUCCACUGAGACGUUAUACGCCCACGACAGGCUUGGUGGUCCCCCUCCUCAACCUUCGACUAAUUCUUCUCGGAAGACCACUACCCCCUCUCCACAGCCAGAGGAGCCAGUGGUGGAAACCCUCUACACUCAUCACCCACACCCUCAUACUGCCCCAACUCGGGCCACCAACCCAGCCAGCGCAGCAGACGCUGCGGAGUCAAUCCAAAUCGCACCACUGGCCACUUCCGCGACAGGCAGCAUUGUUCAACUACUUGAAACAUCAGCUCCCCCGAAGGAAACACAGCCUACCAAGGUCAAAUCUUGCUCCAAGGCCAAAGCCUCUGGUCAGACUGCAAAGGCGACCAAGGCAGUUGCCAAGGACGUGGCAGCAGUAGCUGGCCACGAUGUCUUUGGCCCAGUCGUCGAUCCUGCUGCUGCAGCCCCAACCACAGCCACCGCCACCAAGGCGGCUCGUUCCAAGACCAAAAAGGCAAGCAAGGAGCUCCGAGUCCAAGCUUCCAGUGAUUCCGCCCUCGCUGCCGUUGUUCAGUCCACCAGCUCCACCAGCUCGGCUCCUCCGAAAAGCAAGAAGCGCAAGGCCCCAGGCCCCGAGGGCGCACCCGUCCGCAAGGCCAGUCGUCCCAACACACGCACCGCCGCGCAUGCCUCUCCUCCACCUAGCUUGCCCACUGUUGUCGAACAACCCAAUGAAACGACCGAAGACUACCCUCGCGCCGCCUCGCCCACGGGCUGGCAGCGAGUGCACAUGACUCGGGGUAACACACGCAGGCUCAGCGCAAUCAUGCCUGCUCCCCCCAAUCCUCACGACAUUAAGCCAGCUCUCCCUCCCUCGCCACCACCCACUAACCGCCUCAACUCUCACCAGGCUGCUUCGCCAUCGUCGCCGAGUCAGAUCGAGAGGGAGGUGGUUGACGGAGACGCCCUUAUCGGACUCAUCUAA